AUGUCUGCGCUAAACCAGAAUAAUCACCAUGAUCAGAGAGAUAAGAAGAUCUUCGUGGGAGGUUUGGCUUGGAAAACAACAACUGAUGACAUGAGAGGAUUUUUCCAGGAAAACUUUGGAGAGGUUCUUCAUGCGAAUGUUGUUCUUGAACCUUCCCCAGGAGGAAGAUCAAAAGGCUAUGGCUUCGUGACAUUCAGAGACGCUGAAGCUGCGGCAAGAGCUUGUGAACCACCGCAUCCGAUGAUUGAUGGAAGACAAACCAACAUCAAUCUUGCUUACCUCCGUGCAAAGAACAACAACAACACUAAAAACUCUAACCAAAAAGGUUUAGUACAUCAGGCAGGACCAUCGCAUCAGUAUCAGAAUGUUUCAUUCAAUCAUGUGGGACCAUCGCAUCAGUUUCAGCAGCCAAUGUUUCAAUACAGUCCACAUUUUCCUCUUCAAGUCUACUGGGAUGCGAAUCAGGGACGAUACUGUUACACGUAUCCUAGCGUUCCAUAUUACUCUACGUACAUGAUGCAACCGAAGUGGCAUGAGAUGAACAACCGACCACGUGUCGUUAUUUCUAAACCUAAAAGCCCAUCGCCUAUCCCUAAACUUGAAGAGAUCAAGGAGAUCACCAUUCAAGAAGCACGCACUGAAGACGCUGCGCAUCAAGGCAAGGACCAAGAGUCGGAUACAGAACCAGAGAGUGAUGUUGAUGAUGGUCAGGAAGGAGAAAGCAUUGGACGAGACGAUGAUAUCGUCACGCUAGCUGUUGAGUAUCAGGAGGGAGAGACCAGUGGGCUAGACAAUGGCAUCAAUCAGGAAGGAGAAAGCAUUCAAGAAGCAUGCACUGACGACGUUGCGCAUCAAGACAAGGACCAAGAGUCGGAUACAGAACCAGGCUGUGAGGUUGAUGAUCAGCAAAAGGGAAAGGAUCAGGAAGGAGAAAGCAUUGCACGAGACAAUGAUAUCAUCAAGCUAGAUGUUGAGUAUCAGGAGGGAGAGACCAGUGGAGAAGCCAAUGGCACUGGAAAUGAUGAGUGCAUCAAGCAAGAUGUUGAGUGUCACAAGGGAGAGACCAGUGGAGAAAGACAAUACACACCAAAUCGUGAUGGUCAUUGA
Molecule: messenger RNA, 1107 nt
Organism: Microthlaspi erraticum
Lineage: Eukaryota; Viridiplantae; Streptophyta; Magnoliopsida; Brassicales; Brassicaceae
Source: the annotation of a GenBank genome assembly